AUGGCCACUUCCAGUACCCUUCUCCACUUUCCCUUUCUUCCACGCAAGGCAUUGCCUCACCCACGCUCAACUUGCUCUCUUAAACGAACUGGUAAGGAAUCUAACCUUGACAUGAACGGCCUAAAGUUCCGUACGGGUAGAGGAUUCAGUGAAUCGAGUGACGAUGAUCCGAGAGAUGAGAGUAGGGAACAUGGAAAUCGUGGCAAUAUGUAUUCUAGGCGUGCUAGAGAUGGGAGGCGAGAAAGUGAGAUAAUUCAUGAUGAUGAUAGUUCUAAGGAUAAGCCGAGAGAAGAAAGUUCUAGAUCUGGUGAAGAUGGUAAGCAUGCCAAUGGAGAUGGAAGGAGGAAAAGUGAGAGAAUUCAUGGUGGUGGUAAGGAUAGGAAGAGAGAAGAACGUUCUAGAUCAUCUGAUGAAGAAGAUGACAAGCGUUCCUACAUGGAUAAAAGGCAUGAAAGAGAAAGAAUUCAUGAUGGUGAUGAUAAUGGGCGGGAAAGAGAAAGAAUUCGCAAUGGUGAUGAUGAUUCCAAGACCAGGCAGAGAGCUACACCCGAGGAAAAUUCUGAAUCUUCUGAUAAAUUGGAAGACAGGCGAGCCAUGGGCUAA
Molecule: messenger RNA, 603 nt
Organism: Hibiscus syriacus
Lineage: Eukaryota; Viridiplantae; Streptophyta; Magnoliopsida; Malvales; Malvaceae
Product: pre-mRNA-splicing factor CWC25-like
Exons: 3
Coding region: 1-603 (200 amino acids)
Source: RefSeq, a predicted model, not a curated record